UUUCAAGGAGGGCUGAGCAGCAGUGCUCUGCAAUAUGCGCUCGCCGAACCGCUGCCCUCCKUGUCUUCGGUGUGUUGUUUACAGUAUUUCCUGCUCCGCAAAAAUAACAUGCAGCUGGCAACAACUUACAUUGGAUGGAUGUAGCGGAUCAGCACGCACGUUGGGCAUUGUUACGCCAAACUUUACUUGACAAACAUASACUUUUCUUUUAGGCCUACAUUGUCUUUUUAGGGACAUUUGCGCUUUGAUAGAUUGCCCUGCKGAAACUUUCCUUGACAAUAAAGGAGCAUAAAUGCCCCCCACGUAACUCAAUUUCCACCAACUGGAUCACAUUUUUAAAGUUGUUCAAGAUGCAGUUCCGAACUGUCCUUGAAGUGAAAGUUGUGGAUGUGCAGAAGAGGCGGAAUCCCUCCAAACAUUAUGUGUACCUCAUCAAUGUCACAUACUCUGACUCCACCUCUCAUGUCAUCUAUAGGAGAUACAGCAAAUUCUUUGAUCUCCAGAUGCAGAUCCUGGACAAGUUCCCAGUGGAGGGAGGGCAGAAUGACCCCAAAAAGAGAAUAAUUCCCUUCUUACCAGGUAAAGUUUUAUUUCGGCGAAGUCAAGUCAGAGACGUGGCUGUGAAAAGGUUGAAGCACCUUGAUGACUACUGCAGAGCCCUGAUGAGGCUCCCUAACCAGAUCUCCCAGAGUGAGGAGGUGCUGAGGUUCUUUGAAACCAAGGCUGAGGACCUUAACCCUCCUAAAGAGGACUAUGGGGGAUCCACCAAACGCAAGUCAGGCUUGGAUGGUGCAGAUCCUAUGCUACUGGAGCAGUACAUGGUGGUGGCCAACUAUGAGAAGCAGGAGCCAGCGGAAAUCAGCUUGCAGGCCGGCGAACUGGUGGACGUCAUCGAUAAGAGCGAAAGCGGCUGGUGGUUUGUCAGUACAGCGGAAGAGCAGGGCUGGGUCCCUGCCACCUACCUGAACACCCACAGCAACACACGAGAUGAACUGGAGCUGGGCGCCUCCAAGUCCGGGGAAGUCACUAAACGACGUAAGGCCCAUCUGAAGAGGCUGGACCGGAGAUGGACCCUGGGGGGAAUGGUCAGCAGGCAGCAGAGCCGAGGUGAUCUGAGACAGGAGGAGAAGUAUAUGACGGUUCAGCCAUACACCAGCGAGGGGAAGGAUGAGAUCGCCUUUGAGAAAGGAGUCAUUGUGGAGGUCAUCCAGAAGAACCUGGAGGGCUGGUGGUUCAUCAGGUACCAGGAUAAGGAGGGAUGGGCCCCGGCCUCCUACCUGAAGAAGGUGAAGGAGGAUUUCUCUCCCCGUAGUAGUAAUAAGAAGAACCCCUUAACUGGCCCUGUGGAGAUAAUCGGCAACAUCAUGGAGAUCAGCAACCUGCUCAACAAAAAGGCCCUGAGUGAGAAGGAUGUGCAGACAGAMAGCCAGUCAGAGGACACCCCCCUGACCACCCUCUCCCUGGCCAAGAGGCAGAUCAGCCUGCCCAUACCCUGCUCUAGCUCGGACUUCAGCCCUGGUGCCGUCCUGGUGGACGGAAAGGUCAAAGCAGAACCGGCCUCUCCAGCCAUAGGCCGCAUCACUCCUCAGAGAAUAGAGAUUGGCUCCCCGAUCCUCAGACAAAAGCCACCUCCUCGAAGAGAUGCAACUCUGGGAUCCAAUUUACCMUCACCACCAGAGCCCCCUACUGUUGAAGCAGAGUACUACACCAUUGCAGAGUUCCAGUCUGUCAUUUCGGAUGGCAUUAGUUUUAAUGGAGGGCAGAAAGCWGAGGUGAUCGAGAAGAACUCUGGUGGCUGGUGGUACGUCCAAAUCGGGGAGAAAGAGGGGUGGGCUCCCUGCUCCUACAUCGACAAACGAAAGAAACCCAACCUAAACCGCAGAACCAGCACUCUGAGCCGUCCCAAAGUCCCACCCCCAGCCCCGCCYGUCAAGAAGCAGGACUCUGAGGAGACCGCCCCUCCCAGCAGCCCUGGGUCCGAGGCUCCCGAGUCCCCUGUAUCUCCCGGGAGGCCUGUGUACGAGGAGCCAGAAUAUGACAUUCCUGCAAUUGGGUUUGAUCUGGAGUCAGAGUUUGAGUUCCUCAGGACAGAUGGGUCCUCAGUGGAUGGGAAGAAUGAGGAUGGCUCCUCAGGUAAGGGCUCUCAUCUGUCCUCCAAGCCGUCUCCGGCCUCUUCUCUCCACAGCGCCUCCUUCAAGAUGGGUGAGUCAUCAGAGGACGUGGGGCAGGAAGAGGAGGAGCCUGAGGAGUGUAUCUAUGAGAAUGACGGCUUCAGACCUUUCAGAGAGAAGCCUGAUGCACAAUCCAGUGGCGACUCGGAUUCCCCAAAGACGAGYGCCCCGUUGGAGACUAGCAAGGCUGAAAACUCUCACUCCACGUUGGGGGCAAGGAGAAAAGGGAAGAAUAUCCAGCUGGAGCUGAACGGAAGCCAGUCCCAUUCUCGAACCAAAGCAGAGGCUGGGGAGUCCAGCCCCAAACCUGCUUCCACAGAGUCCAUCCCAGAUCUAUCCAAGCAGUCCAGGUCCAAGAAGGACAAAGAGGAACACAAAAUGGGUUCCACCAAGUCAUCCACCAAACCUAAGCCAGUGGUCAGGCCUAAACCCCAGGUGGCCAAGGCCUCCAGUGCAGAGAAGAUGGACAUCAGCAGCCUCCGGAGACAGCUGAGGCCUACAGGCCAGCUGAAGAAGGGCUCCAGAGGAGAAGACUUUGAAACAGCCUCUGUCAUCUCCUCUGAGGACUCUGUGUCCUCCCACAGCACCUCUGACCUCUCCUCCAUCUACUCUAAAGGCAGCCGUGGAGACUCAGACGAGGGCUGCAGCUUCUACCGCACCACAGACACCUAUGAGAAGGUCCAGGACUCAGAGAUGAGCUUCCCUGCCGGGGUGGAAGUGGAGGUGCUGGAGAAGCAGGAAAGCGGCUGGUGGUACGUCCGCUGGGGCGACACUGAGGGCUGGGCUCCAACCUACUACCUGGAGCCUGUCAGGCAGCUGGACGACACAGCUGGGUCCGAGUCCGAUGGCACCCCCACCAAGCCAGGCAGCCUGAGCAAGUCCAACAGCCUGGAGAAGAACGAGCAGAGGGUCCAGGCUCUGAACAACAUCAACCAGAGCCUGAAGAGGAGCACACCUCCCAUCCCCUCCAAACCCCCGGGGGGGCUCUCCAAGCCCUUUGACCUGUUCAACAGCUUGCAUAAGCAGAGGAAUGGUACGAAACAACAACAGGUGGUCAGGCCUCAGUCUGUCUUCAUCUCCGGGCCGAUCAUCGACGGCCCAAACCCAGUCGGCUCCCUUAGGAGAGGUGAGUCACUCAACUCCACCGACCACCCACGCUCUAGUCCCACCGUGCGCCGCAACGCUUCAUUYGGUACAGCCCCGCGGAGCCCAGCGCCAAACGGUAACAUGGCGAACCGGAACAGACCCGGCACGGGCAGCUCCGAAUCACUGGGCCUUGGGUCUCUGAGGAACGGUCUACCUGUUUCCACUGUAAAACCCAAACCCCACCUCAUCCACAACAACCUCCGUGAGGUGUAUGUCUCCAUAGCGGAUUACCAUGGUGAUGAGGAGACCAUGGGGUUCCCUGAAGGAACAACUCUGGAGGUUCUGGAGAGGAAUCCUAAUGGGUGGUGGUACUGCCAGAUCCUGGAUGGAGGUCGACCUCGGAAAGGCUGGGUCCCCUCGAACUACCUGGAAAGGAAGAACUAGUAACACGCUUAUGUUCAGUGCACGUGCAAUCAGGUUGUCAGGUCAGAGACCAUGGAAGACAGUGKAAAUGGAAAUGGAAAGAAGACACUGCAUUUUUAGAUUUUAUAGAUGGAAAUCAGAAGAGACAAUCAUCUAAGUGGCAUCCUUUGUAUUUUCUAAACUGAGGGUGGCCAACCCAUCCUGGCAUGUCAUUUCUUGCCAUUUUAUUAAUCUCAUCUAAAGUGACAGAUAAAACACUUCAUCGUGCUAUUUUUAGACAGGAUUUUUUAUAUUCACAGACAGCCGGGUGGAUAGAACAAAUACCUUAGGCAUUCAAAUCAGCAGAAGGUCAACCAUAUUAAACGGAAGAAUUAAACAACAAAAGUGGUUGAUUUGAUGACACGUGCUUUUUAAUCCAAAAUGGAAGAAUAAUGGGACUUGGACACGAGAAGAGGAGCUUUGGACAGCUUUGGCUGAUGAUGAUCCUUUAUAACAACGAGAGAGGGUUUGUAAUAUGAUUACAUUACUUACUUAAUGAUUUCCAAUGGGCAAAACAUUACUCACUUCUAAUGACAUUUGAUCAUAAAACAUUUACUUUUUAAAGCUUUUUGCAUGGUUAAAAGGUUUCUGUACUGACCAAGCCUUGGGCCCAUUUUUAAGUAAACAUUUCUCUUAAAAUGUUUUGUAUGUUGUUUAAAAUCUGUUGCUACACCUUCUCAUAUGUUAAAUGCCAUCUGCAGAAUGUCUUGUGCAUGUUUUUAUGUAACUUUUUUUGUGACGCUUAAUGUAUAUUUWAUGUCAUACUUUUAUAUAGCUUUGUGUGUAUGUCAUCUUGUUGUAAAGUGUAUAUUCUGUCCAUUUAUUACAGUAUGUAAGUCAUUUUAAAUCUCUUAAAGCUACAGUCUGCAAUUUUUUACGGGGUCCCUGCCACCUGUUUUGGUAUACAGCUAAAGGAUAGGGCUAGGGACAUUUUGAGACAUGUUGUGCUGUAGCUCAUGAGGCAUUUAUAAGUAUAUUCUUCAAUAAUCAAUGGGUAAAUAUGAAGAAUUUUAAUAACAAUUAAACAGCUUCCCAAGUUGCAGACUGUAGCUGUAAAUCUUUAUGAAUGUUUCAUGAUUUUCUUGAUGACACUCUACCUAAUGUCUUAUACGUACAGUAUGUAUCCUUCACCACCUUGGAAGUGUAUUUCUGCCCUGGUCUUGUGACACAAAAUAGGUCAGCCUAUUUGAAGGAGUGGUAAAUCAGCUAUUUUUUGCGCUCUCUAGAAUCGUCUUCUUCUAGUAAAUUUUGAUGUUUUCUAUCAACAGAUWUCUCCCAUGGCUCCAUUUGACCUAUCAUAUUUAGAAUAAAAUAAAAGACCGAUACCAUAUGGUUAUGAUUUGUUUAGUUCUUUUGAAUCAAAUUUGAAGAUGGUUUUCACAUUGAACUUGACCGUUUAAGGUGUUCGCUAGGUUGUAAACAAAAAAGUGAUGAGCUGCUUAUGCAUUUCCAUUAUUCCAUUUAAGUUACCAGAGGAAGGAAUAUUGGACUUGAGGAAUAUUGGAAUUGAGGCUUUUCAUUUACUUUCAAAACCAAACCCCAGGGAUGUGUAGAAUAGCAAUUGAACUUAAAUUGUGAUUUUAUCUGAGAGAGAACUCAUUGCAAAUGAAUUCAAUACCUAUUUUUAUCCCACAAAGGGCUUGCAGACAGCAGUGCAAAUACAUAAACAAUGACCCAUCUGGUGCUACUCAUAUCUGGAAAGACUUGAUACUCAUGCCCCUUUGAAAAAGGAGGAACAUACAGAAUAGACAAUUGUAUACUCUUAAUAUUGCUGUGCAGUAUUAAUUUUAAUGUUUGAACAUGUCAUCUAUUUUAGCUACAUUGCUAGCUUUGUUUUAAAUAUUUCAAAUUCCCUAAUUAAUUCCUUCUAAUGAAGUAAUAUCUAGUUACAUUGAGUUAAUCUUACCCUGUGGUAUACAAAACUUUGACUUGUCAAUUUAUAGGUCACAUUACAUACUUUUUUGCCCAAGCAUUAAAUUCUCAAAUUCUGUUAAUGAAGCUGGACCUGCUAUGGUUGAUGUUCAAGACUGUUGAAAUAUGGUUGUAGUGAAGGAUCCUCUUUUGCCAGCUUGAUGUCCCAUUAAUAUUUCCUUUGUCAUUGUCUGCUGGACAGUAUUGUAUCUAACAUUAGUUUUAGAGCCUGCUACAUUGCAGAAAUUGUAUUUAUAGUAUUCAGCAGAGAAAACGUUCAUUUUAUGAUUACAUGUGAACAAUAAUGAUGAAUUAAGUGUGUUUUUGUGAAUAAAUGCACUUUCUGCAUUACCAGAUUC
Salvelinus sp. IW2-2015 is the source of this 5989-nucleotide messenger RNA. Its product is annotated as SH3 and PX domain-containing protein 2A. Gene Ontology annotation, cellular component: cytoplasm. Gene Ontology annotation, biological process: superoxide anion generation. NCBI's taxonomy places the organism in Eukaryota, Metazoa, Chordata, Actinopteri, Salmoniformes, Salmonidae. The record is from RefSeq and is a predicted model, not a curated record. Gene Ontology annotation, molecular function: phosphatidylinositol binding; superoxide-generating NADPH oxidase activator activity; protein binding.